AUGGUGGAGCAUAGUGGAUUAGGAAAGAUGAUCAUUAUGCAUGAUUAUCCUCUUUCGAUGGUGGAGCAUAGUGGAUUCAAAGAUUUCACAAGUACCAUUCAACCUCUUUUCAAGUGUCCUUCUCGUAAUACUUUGAAGAAUGAUAUCAUGAGGAUUUAUAGUGAAGAAAGGGAUAAAGUGAUGAGUUUGAUUGAAAACAUUGACAGUAGGGUGGCUAUUACAACGGAUAUGUGGACUUCUAGUAAUCAAAUAAGGGGUUUUAUGGCUGUUACAAGACAUUUCAUUGAUAAGUCUUGGACAUUGCAUAGCAAAAUUUUGAGGUUUAUCUAUGUCCCUUGCCCUCAUACAAGUGAUGUGUUGACCAAUGUGUUAAUUGAUGCUAUGCUUGGGUGGAAUGUGGACUCAAGAUUAUCCACAAUUACAGUGGAUAAUUGCUCUACCAAUGAUAGUAUGAUUGGUAAGGUUAAAGCAAAAUUGAAUGUUGGAUGUCUUUUGAAUGGUGGAUCUUUAUUGCAUAUGCGUUGUUCUGCCCAUAUCUUAAAUCUUAUUGUUAAGACUGGUUUAGAUGUGAUUAAGCAUGCCAUUGAUAAUGUGAGGGAAAGUGUAGUUUUUUGGACAGCAUCUCCAAAAAGAAUAGAAAAGUUUGAGGACGUUUGUCGACAAAUGAAAGUGCCUUAUGCUAAAAGGUUGGGUUUGGAUUGUCCUACUAGAUGGAACUCUACUUAUUUGAUGCUUAAAAUUGCUUUGGUUUAUAAGUCUAUAUUUCCUCGACUUAAAUUGUUUGAAUCACAGUAUAAGAAUGUGCCAAGUGAUAGGGAUUGGGAAACUACAAAGGAUGUUUGUGAUAGAUUAGAGUUGUUUUAUAAUGUAACUGAGUUGUUUUCUGGGACAAAAUAUCCAACUGCUAAUAUGUACUUUCCAAUAAUUUGUAAGGUUAAGUUGACAUUGAAUGAGUGGGUCAAGUCUCCUAAUGAAGUGAUUAGUACAAUGGCAAAAAGCAUGUCAGAUAAGUUUGAUGCAUAUUAG
Molecule: messenger RNA, 1026 nt
Organism: Diospyros lotus (date-plum)
Lineage: Eukaryota; Viridiplantae; Streptophyta; Magnoliopsida; Ericales; Ebenaceae
Product: zinc finger BED domain-containing protein RICESLEEPER 2-like
Exons: 2
Coding region: 1-1026 (341 amino acids)
Molecular function (GO): DNA binding
Source: RefSeq, a predicted model, not a curated record